Messenger RNA from Chrysochloris asiatica (Cape golden mole), 885 nucleotides. RefSeq names its product family with sequence similarity 110, member A (gene FAM110A). The transcript has a single exon. The coding region runs from base 1 to 885 and encodes 294 amino acids. NCBI's taxonomy places the organism in Eukaryota, Metazoa, Chordata, Mammalia, Afrosoricida, Chrysochloridae. The record is from RefSeq and is a predicted model, not a curated record.
AUGCCCAUGGACACGCUGGCCCCUGGGUCCCCUGCUGCCCCAGCCCUACCUCUCCGCCUGCGGACCAAGGUCCCUGGUUACCUGCGGCGGCCAGCAGAUGGUGGAGCUCGGAAACUCAGUGCUGUGGAGCGCCUGGAGGCGGACAAAGCCAAGUAUGUCAAGAGCCUGCAUGUGGCUACCACCCGCCAGGAGCCUGUCCAACCCCUACUGUCCAAACAGCCCCUUUUCAGCCCUGGGACUCGCCGCACAGUGCUCACGCCUAGUCGUCGAGCCUUGCCUGGCCCUGGCCGCCGACCCCAACUGGACCUAGACAUCCUUAGCAGUCUCAUCAACUUGUGUGAUAGUCCCGUGUCCCCUGCUGAGGUCAGCCGGACCCCUGGGCGGGCCGAAGGAACCCUCCAGGACCUCCCAGCUACACCCCCACGGCCACAACUCAGCACAGCUGCAGUCCGCCGAGUAGACGUCCGUCCCCUGCCUGCCUCCUGUGUCCAGCCCUGCCCAUCACCAGGGAGUGCCGCUGCCGCCAGUCCGGCCUGGCCACCGGGUUUGCAGCGCUCCAAGUCAGACCUGAGUGAGCGCUUUUCCAGGGCAGCAGCUGACCUUGAGCGGUUUUUUAACUUCUGUGGCCUGGACCCAGAGGAGGCACGGGGACUGGGUGUGGCCCACUUAGCGCGGGCCAGCUCGGACAUCGUGUCUCUGGCCGGGCCCAGUGCUGGACCAGGCAGCUCCGAAGGGGGCUGCUCCCGACGCAGCUCUGCCACGGCUGAGGACCGAGCCCGGGAACGCGUCCCUUAUGGCGUGUCAGUGGUAGAGCGCAAUGCGCGUGUCAUCAAGUGGUUGUACGGGUUGCGGCAGGCACGGGAGACCCCGGCAGUCGAGUGCUAG